Molecule: messenger RNA, 2208 nt
Organism: Oikopleura dioica
Lineage: Eukaryota; Metazoa; Chordata; Appendicularia; Copelata; Oikopleuridae
Source: the annotation of a GenBank genome assembly
AUGAAAAUAAGCCUUUUCCUGUCAUAUUUUGCCGAAAAUGCGGUUUUUGGGCAAGAUUGGAUGGCUUCAAUAAGAAGUGGCCCAACAAGCCAGGAAUUCCAAUCGGCGAGUCCCAGAUGCGGUCGACCCCGAGUUCACCACCAAUGGAACCUUUUCUUCGAGCUGCCAAGCAGAAAACGACGAUCGUUCUCACCAAUUACAAAUGAAGAAUCCUCAGCAGAAACAAGCGGUCAGCGAUCUUACGGGUCACUUGAUCGAAAAUGGUUCAACAAGGCCAAGAAAGCGGAAGAAUCACUUACAAGUAAGGACUCGCAGCGGUUGGUUGGCGGUCAUGAAGCCGUGCCUGGAUCGUGGCCCUGGCAGGUCUUCAUAAAAUUGAGUGGCAAAACUCAGUCCUAUGAUUGUGGCGGUUCAAUAAUAGACUCAAAGUGGAUCAUCACAGCCGCUCAUUGUGUUCCUUAUCGAGUCAUUCCGUCACGUUCCUACGUCCUCCCUGGAGUUCAUGAAGUUAGAACAUCAACUGGAAGCAGGCGCUACAGAGUCAAGCGUGUUAUCACGCACGAAGAUUACGGCGUGCCAAUCAUGGACAACAACGACAUCGCUUUAAUUGAGCUGAGUGAGCCGCUGAGGUUUUCUGAUAGAAUACAACCAAUCUGCCUGCCAGAUGCACAAGCUUGUCUACCAGAGGGGACGAAAUGCGCCGCCACCGGCUGGGGAGUUACUGAUAAAACAGGAAUCUCGCCCCCACCAAACGCGCUUAAUGAGCACCAAAUUUUGGUUCAAAAGUUUUUUGGUUGCACAAGUUUGAAUGUCAGAAAUUGUCUGUAUCCAUGUUUUUUGCUCAUCGAGAACAACACGUGCUGGAACAUGCACUCGGAUUACCACGAUCAGCUCUCUGCGCAAAUGGUUUGUGCGGGCUACAAGGAAGGAGGCCGCGAUGCUUGUUUGGGCGAUUCUGGGGGGCCUUUGGCUUGCCAAGUUGAGGAGAAUGGGCCUUGGAUGCUGUAUGGAAUCACUUCUUGGGGAAUCGGGUGUGGCGAUCCACUUCAUCCGGGUGUUUAUGCUCGAGUUACAGCUCUCAUUGAUUGGAUAACAAAAGUUUCUAGAGUCGAAGCUUCCAUUUUCGGCUCUGAUUGGGGCCUUACUUGUUCCCAAUCCAGCAAUAAUCAGGAAAAACCAAUUGAACCUUCGCCCACGAAAAUUUCUCAAACCCAGCUGGCAAAGACUUCAACGACAAUGUCGGCGCCUGUUGCUGCUAAACCGACAGAAUUCAUCACCUCCUUGAAUGUCCAGAAACAGGUUGAACUUGAUCUUCAGGAUUUUGAAUCUUGCGGCGGAAGAAGCGACAAACUCUUGGGUCAACUCUCAAUCGCGAAAAUUGGCGCUGAAUAUCCAAACGGAGUCACUUGUCGAUGGAACAUCGAGCCCGCUUCUGAAAAUCAAUUCGUCGAAAUCACCUUCAAACGAGCCAGCAUGGGAAACUGCAAGGAUAAAGGAUUCGGCAAUGGCGUGUCCCUCCCGAGCGACUACGUGGUUGUGCUUGAUGAAAAUGAACGUGUCAUAAGGGCAAACAUUUGCAAAGCCUCCGGAAAAGCCCCUGUCAAGGUUUAUGCGAGAAAAUCAGCUUCUGUCAUCAUGCACUCUUCGAAAUCAUCGUCAAACUCAAAACAAGGCUUCAAACUGCGCUUCGAAUCGAUCCCCUACAUUCCAAGCCGCUGUGGGGACAAAAAAUUUGUGGAACUUCUUCCCGAUCAAGUUCAUCACAUCACAUCAAUGAACUGGCCAGCAAAGUACAAUUCUAACGCUGCGUGUGAUUGGGUCAUCGAAGCUCCGCUGGGUCAUGUGGUUCUCGCCGAAGUUGUUGAUUUCUGGAUUGGAGGAAGUAGCAUGAACGAGUGCACAAAAUCUCACCUUAUCAUCAACGAUUCGGAUGAAAAAGAACUCGCAAAAAUCUGCGGAAGAAUCGCUGAGAAUGCCCUUCAAUAUCACAGCUACACAUCUUCGAAUCAAAGAAUGAGUAUCGACUUCAAAUCUGGCACUGUCGCUGUCAAACGGGGCUUCAGAAUUCGCCUCAGAGCCGUCCCUAGUGGUUCAGUCAAGGAGACAAGAAGCUUGACAAAUGAAAACAUCAGUACAGAAAUACUCGUCGCUAGAAUGGAGAAACUACUGGGAAUUCUCAAGGGUCGCCUUCAAAGUCAGCAACUUUAG